AUGGCAUCCAGCCAAGCGCCCGGUUCCUCUGCGCCCUCCUCUAAUAUCAAUUCCCCCCUCCUCCCGCCAGGCAAUGGGCCCCUUCUCAACGGCGCAUUAUCCGAUCUGAACGGUCGAUCGUCUCCAGCUCCCGCCAGCAACGCAUCUAUACAGGGUGGCGAUGCAGCUCGCGCAAAACGUAACAAGCGUGACAGCCGCAAAAAGCGCGAGGCCAAAGGUCUUGACACGGAAAGCGUGCCGCCGCCCAAGAAACGUGCAAUUGCUGCAAGCAUCGCCCGCUCCAGUUCCGAGCUUUCAAUUCUCCGUCCAUUGCUGCUCGCCGAGCCCAGGACCUCAGAUCUAUACCCACCGCAAAAGCGUCAACUCAAUCUCGUGACGAGCAAGAUAUCGCAGGUGCUCGGCCAGAGCUGGGAUUUCUACGAAGUGGUCGAUAAACUCACCAAUAAGAAUGGCUUUCGCUAUAGUUAUGCCAUCGGCGACCCGGGCUUCCCUCAUAUUAAGUACCGACAAACCGAUGUCCAGCCAUACCAUGCACGCUUCAGUUUCGAGGAUUCGCCCGCUGCCAUCUCCUUCUCGGAAGAUGCCAGGGCGGUAACUACGAGCGCUGCGUGGCACACAGCACGCGCAAAUGUUUGCGCUCGAGAAGGCUCAUACUAUUAUGAAGCGCGAGUUAUCAGUGGCCGAGUUAACAAUGCCCUGGCUGCCCCGCAAAAAGGUGGCGCUGAUGCAUCGCCGCGUGGCCAUGUCCGACUCGGGUUCGCUCGACGCGAAGCCGAUCUCGACGUUAACGUGGGUGUCGAUUGCUACGGGUAUGGCAUCCGCGAUGUGAAUGGCGAAGUCGUCAAUCGCAUGCGCUGCGAACCCUUCCCCAAGGACAAGGCCAUCGACGUCAAAGAAAAUAUCAACGAAGGUAUCAACGAAGGGGAUGUCAUCGGCAUGCUAAUCACCCUUCCGCCUCUAUCUCUACACAAGAAAAUCGUCGAAGGCAACUACGAUCCCGCCGUGGAUGGCGAUGGCUCAGAUCACUCAUCACGAGCCCCCACAGCCACCAAUAUUAUCCGAGACCGAAUCCCCUUCCACUACAAGUCCGACUUUUGCUGGCAACAAUCCAACAUCUUUUCUACCAAACACCUCCGCGACUACGCCUUCAACCUGAAAGAAACGCCCACGUUCGGGCCUCCCUCCCCGCUGAACAGUGAAGACGCUUCCCUCCGCACUUUACCCGGCUCUAGCAUUACUAUUUUCAAGAAUGGCGUCAAGAUGGGCACGCCUUUCAAAGAGCUCUAUGCAUUCCUGCCGCCGGCGAGUCGUCUUGCCAACGGUACUAAUAAUCUUGGCAUUGGAGAGCGUGAAAAUGCCGACGAUGGUAUGAUUGGUUACUACCCAGCUGUGAGCUGCUACGGCGGCGGUGCUGUCGAGUGCCGCUUCGAGGAUCCAUGGUGGUUUGGCCCCCCUGAACAAAAUGACUCCGGGGAGCCUGUCCGGCCUAUGGGCGAGCGCUUCAACGAUCAGAUCGUGGAGGACGUGAUUGCCGAUAUCGUCGAUGAGGUCGAAGCCAUGUUCACUUGGGGCGGUGUCGACGGCGACGUCAUUGGCAACAAUAACACAGAACUCGACGGCACGGCAUCUGGUGCGGUCGGAGGCUCCGACGUGCUACAAGGCGGCGUUGGUGCCGCUCUUGACUCGGCCAUCUCCGCUACCGCUGGCGCGGCGGGGGCUUCUGAUUCUGCUGCGAAUAGCAAUCAAGCAACGCCUGCUGCCACAGUGGAUGCUGCGGCUGCCAACCCGGUUCUGGAAGACGCGAUGAGCGUGGACACGGCUGGGACUCCGAAUCAUGCCGUGGAAGCUCCAGCUGUGGGUUCGGACGAAGAUGUCGAGAUGUCCUAA
Penicillium canariense is the source of this 1887-nucleotide messenger RNA. RefSeq names its product SPRY domain-containing protein. The transcript has a single exon. Gene Ontology annotation, cellular component: Set1C/COMPASS complex. NCBI's taxonomy places the organism in Eukaryota, Fungi, Ascomycota, Eurotiomycetes, Eurotiales, Aspergillaceae. Gene Ontology annotation, molecular function: protein binding; transcription cis-regulatory region binding. The coding region runs from base 1 to 1887 and encodes 628 amino acids. The record is from RefSeq and is a predicted model, not a curated record.